Messenger RNA from Fusarium graminearum PH-1, 545 nucleotides. RefSeq lists its product as uncharacterized. Gene Ontology annotation, cellular component: mitochondrion; ribosome. The transcript is spliced from 3 exons. The record is from RefSeq and is a predicted model, not a curated record. The coding region runs from base 1 to 282 and encodes 93 amino acids. Lineage: Eukaryota; Fungi; Ascomycota; Sordariomycetes; Hypocreales; Nectriaceae. Gene Ontology annotation, molecular function: structural constituent of ribosome. Gene Ontology annotation, biological process: translation.
AUGUUUUCCCGGGUCCCGACCAACGUCGUUGGAUCCGUAAAUUUCCUAUGUACGCUCACAGCGCUUGAGGUAUUGGAAGAUCAAGCCAUCAGAUCAUCGUCAAUCAUCAUGGCAAAGAAGGCCAAGGCUCGUCUGGUGCAUGCGCGCCUCGUUUCCAUGGCCAUGACUGGCUUCUUCUAUACCUUCAAGCGUCCUAGAACCGCACCCAUGAUGAGCAUGUUGAAAUACGAUCCCAUCGUGCGAAAGAAGGUCUUGUUCCUCGAGACCAAAAAGAGGAAAUAAACAUCCACCCAAUCUCGUUCGCCGAUACCUUGUCGAUACAAGACUUUCGACUCCUCCUUCUCUUGCCUGAGCUAGAAACAGCUCGAUAGCCGGCUGCCAUCACGUACGCGCCAUGUAACACUACACUAAAGAGCAUUGCUGGAGUUUGGGCCCCAGGAUCCUCGCUCUACCGAUGCGACUCAACAUGUACAACAUAGACUACAACUAUAUCCUCACGACAUGGCUGCACUGGCAUGCCACUGAAUUUAACGAUCGGAAUCCAA